Molecule: messenger RNA, 552 nt
Organism: Tinamus guttatus (white-throated tinamou)
Lineage: Eukaryota; Metazoa; Chordata; Aves; Tinamiformes; Tinamidae
Source: RefSeq, a predicted model, not a curated record
GAAGAACUCUUUUCUCAACUACAACGUUUCUUGUAUCCUGACAAUGCCUCAAUAUAUGAGACAAGGUUAUGGCAAAAUGCUCAUUGAUUUCAGCUAUUUGCUUUCCAAAGUAGAAGAAAAAGUUGGCUCUCCAGAGCGACCUCUGUCUGAUUUAGGUCUCAUCAGUUAUCGUAGUUACUGGAAGGAAGUUCUCCUUCGUUACCUGCAUAAUUUCCAAGGAAAAGAGAUCUCUAUAAAAGAAAUCAGCCAGGAGACUGCAGUGAACCCUGUUGACAUUGUUAGUACAUUACAAGCACUUCAGAUGCUCAAGUACUGGAAGGGAAAACACCUUGUCCUAAAACGACAGGAUCUGAUUGAUGAAUGGAUAGCCAAAGAGGCAAAAAGAUCCAACAGCAAUAAGAUAAUGGAUCCCAGCUGUUUGAAAUGGACCCCUCCUAAGGGAACUUAACUACCUGUCACUCCUGAAGCCAGUGAACCCCAGCAGUAGGAAGCACCCUAGGGAUCUCUGUUGUGUCUGUUGCUGUUGUGAUUGGCUGGUACAGUACCCGCCCC